AAUAUGUAUAAAGAGGUGCCGUGGAAGCUACGUUGUUAGGGCUACGUACUAUCUCUAUCUGAUCUUUGCCAAGAUAUAUUAGUGGUGGUUGCCAUAAUUUUUCAUGUUGUGGUGUCUUAGUUCUAGCUGGUAAAGUAACCGAAAAUACAUGUUCGUUUGUGAGGAGGUUAAUAACGAAAUAAUGAAGUUUUAACAACCCAAUUUCAAAGUAUAUGAAUGUGUAUGGUCUUAUAAUAUGCAUGGUCCCAAAUGUACACGUGUCUACUUUAUACGACACAUAAUCCUUAACACCAUGUGGAACACGAAAAUCCGAUUUAUAUAUCUCUUCUUUUUUUCGUACUAAUUAAAUAAGGUCGAUCAAAAUGUCACGUUUUCCUCGAGAGGAAAUGAGAGCUAUACCAUUUGACGUAAUUUGGGCUUCCAUUAUAACACUUCGAGUUACUUUAGACAUGAAGUGUACUUUUUUGAUUUACUUUUAAAAUUUUUUGGUCGAAAAUACCCCCAACAAAGAAAAAAGAAUCCUGAUUAAACAAUGUCUCGUUGGUUUUGUUUUAAUUAAUAGUUAGAAUUAACGUUUACAAUUAACAAUUGACAGUUUUAUAGAUUGUAGAAAUUCACCAGGAACCGUUGGAUUGGGUAUUUAUAUUUUUGAUCUAAUGGUUGAGAUUAAAAAUAAUUUUUUUUUGUGGAUGGAGGAGCUUGUGUUCAUGUGGUCAAGGUCUGAAAUAUUGUGAUGAGAGGAUAAGGAUGUGUGGUCAUGGAUAGAGGUUUUGGUGGGAAUGGCUAAUGUUACAUGGUCAGGAGUGAAAGUUACAUGGUUAGGAUCAGCAGCGAUGUGGGGAGUGGUGGGGGUGUUGUGUUUUGGCGACAUGGAGAUGUGGUCAUGGUAAGUAGCGUUUAGCUGGACAGCUAUAGGUAUGUAUUGUGGCCUGGUGGAGAGGAAGAGGUUAAAGACAAUGUUGGUGUGGUCAAUGGCUUCGUGGAUAGGUGCAAUAGGUGUUGGGAGAGGGGCAGAGGUGUUGUGGUUAGACGAGAUGGAGUUGUGGUCAACUGUUCAUCAGUCACAGCAUCGUUCACAAAGGGGAUGGUCUAGUUCAAUCGAAAGUUUCAAUUUAAGCAAGAACUUGAUAUCAAGGAUGGUAAAAAUGAAAACGAUAUGUAACUAGGAAAUAUCUUUUAUUGUGAAUGUUUCAGCUGUGAGAAAGUAUCGGCAUAGUGUGUUUUCGUCGGCGGUUCGGUUUUCUACUCUGCAACUGCAAAAAUGAAAAUUGAUCUAGGUUAAUCCAAAACAGAGGGGUUUGCAAAAACUUAUCAAGGGCCCGUGACGGCGCACAAGUUUCUACUCACCGUCGUAGAAAGAGGCGACCUAGAUGGAGUGGAAAAUUGACAUCGUAGGAUUUGAGAAAGAUUCGUCAAGCUACAAUUUAUGAGUUUGAGGAGAAAUUAUGUAUAUGUCGGUGACUAGGUUUGAAAUCAAGGUAACGAGGAAUUGAUUUUCGAUGGAAAAAAGGUAACUCCUUUACUUUUAAUGACAUGGUUAAUUUGGACAUUGACACAUCAAAAAGUCCAUGACAUGUGGGAAAUAUGCAAGAAUGAUAAAGAGUGAGUAUAAAGUAUGUCAAAGUGUAAUUUUUUCAGAGGAAAUAGGUCUCAAUUAUACGUCCAAGUUAUAUAACGUAGUCGAUGUUUUGGAAAACGGGACCACAAGUUUAUUCGAAAAUGCCACAGGAUUGUACAAGAAACGUGAAAGAGAAGACAACCUCUAAACUUCCUUGUUUCGUUUUGAUAUGCAACAUUUAUAAUGCAUAUCAAGGAAAUUAAUCAGUUGCGAGAGAAGAAUUGAAGGUUUUGUUUCAUUCACCAUGAAUGGAGGAGAUCUUGAUACAUCUUAUAUAUACAACAAACUGAUGAACGAAAGCAAAACAUAAAUCCACAACAUGACAACAUGAAUACAUUAACACGUAACAAUUUUUUUACAUAAACAUAUAUUUUGUUUGUAAAAAAACAUGUAUUAUACAUAAAAAUUGGUAAUAUACAUAUAAAUAGAGCAGUAUACGUAUAAAAAUACAAAAAAUUCUUCUCUGCGUACUCCCCAAUUUUUUUCCGCUUUUUCGAUAAAUCGCUAGGUCCGGAUGCACCGCACGCGUAGCGUCUGGCGAGUUUCCGAACAAAGCGGAUAAUGUAUCUUGUUCUCGGUAAGUGAUUAAUAAAUAGACGCAAAUUCGUCAGAGACAGUUACUAACUAAAUUUUAUUAACUUUGUCAAUUGUUUAUUAUUUUUUAUAUAUUGAAUAUUUGGUGAUAUUAUAUAUACAUAUAUAUAUUUCAUUUUUUGUUAUUCUUUUAAUUAAUUUUUUAAACAUCGUCGGAACGCGCGCUCUCGGUGUUUUCCGAUAACCCUUAGCGACAAAUUUACCGAGAACGAGUUUUUUCUCGGUAACUUCCGAGAACAUGCCGACUUCGUACCAUUUCCGACCGAGCGUCGCUAUGCGUGCCUUUUUCUUGUAGUGGUUGUAUACUUGUAUGUUGAUGAUUCGAGGACAUGGUGAGAACUUUUCACAAUCGCGGUCCCCUGUUUGUAUAUCAUGUGCAAACCAGAUGUCAUGCAAAAAUGGAUGACCAUGAGUAUGUCGUCGGUGCUCCCUCGUAAGACUUUAAAAGUUUCUGAUAAAUUUAUAAUUUUUCCCUUAAAUCUCAUUUUGUUGAUAUAUCUUAGAUAAAAUGCGGCAUGUUCACAGAUUUCAAAGCUCAGUGAUAAGGUGUGUGGGUAAGUGGGUUAUGUUACUAUCACAAACCAGGAAUACAAUCCUAUUGUAGAUUGGUUUAUCUAUUUUUAGUACUAGUACAAACCAGGACGUUCUCAUUAGUGACAGUGGGCACAUUUUACCAGUAGCUAGAACAUGCACUGGUCAAAGCAAACUUAAAGGUAUUAUUCUAUCUUAGGAGUGAUGAGUUUGAAUAGAUUAGGUGAUACCAAACAUAGAGCUGGCCUAAUUAUAAAGCGAAAUCUGGUUACUUUUUAUCGGGUUUUGGCAUCAUCUCUAGAUAAUUAAAUGCUUAACUCAUUGAAAACGUUGUUGCAAAAUUCUACUUGAAUUAAGUUAUUUUAUCUGUUCAAUAAAGAUUGCAAAAUAUGUUUUUUUUAGAAUAAAGAUUAUAAAAUAUGUAAACCUUUCCGCAGAAGUCUCUAGCGCAUCCAGAAUUCUACACCCAUGCUCUUUAUUGAAUCCUAUCUCUCAUCAUAGACAUUACCCAUAUUCUCCAGAAUCCUUUUUGAUUAUACGAGUUUGUAUAUAUAUAUAUGCUUGAUAUCAACACAUAGUGGUCAAUGUUCACCGGUUCAACAGGCGUAUGUCUAUAAACUCCAUAGCAUCAUCAUCUAGCCGACCAGCUCUUAUCAACGACGCAAGAGUAGUGUUCAGGACCAGAUUACUAGGCCCAAAUAGUUAGACAAAUGGGCCUAGGCCCGAACUAUUCGUAAAUUGGAAUAGAUUUAUUCGGAAAACCGAACCGGUUAAUAUAAUAAGUUUAGCUUUCUCUACUACUUCAAGUAGGUUAACAUAUGUAGAUUAUUUUAUUUUUUUUUGUAAUCUUUCUGUAAUCUUUGUGACAUAAACAAGCGUGGAUACUCAUCAUGCCGAGCGGGAGAAGCGACUCUGCCGUUAAGCUAAUUACAUACUCUGAGGAGCUUGUGGAUGGAAAACCAUUCUACGAGUUUUCCAAUUCUCGUCCCGUGAAGGCUUUGAACCGUGAACCUGCUGGUCACGCCUUCCACUCAGCUGCUCUCAAACUUCUUGGCUGUGCAGAGAAACCUAGCGCUGGUGAAGGUAGCAAUAAGAAAGUUGGUGAUGAUGAUAAAGAGGAGGAGUAUUCUUUUCCUUCAUUCAACCCUUAUGCCAACAACAAAGCGAAUAAGAAGAAGAAGAAGAAGCCUGGUGCACAGCAACAACAAGACCACCAACAAGACCACUACGCGUUGUUGGGAUUGAGAAACUUGAGGUAUCUCGCAACAGAAGAUCAGAUAAAGAAAAGCUACCGCGAAGCCGCGUUGAAGCACCAUCCUGACAAACAACACGCUGCUCUCCUUCUGGCAGAGGAGACGGAAGAGGCCAAGGAAGCUAAGAAAGAUGAGAUAGAUUCUCGCUUCAGAGCGAUUCAAGAAGCUUACGAGGUGCUGAUGGAUCCAACCAAGAGGAAAAUAUUUGACUCCACUGAUGAGUUUGACGACGAGGAUUGCUCGCCGCAAGAGUUUUUCAAGGUGUUUGGUCCAGCCUUUAAGAGAAUUGCUAAGCUGUGGGCGAAGGCGAGUCAGCGUGUACCGGAUUUGGGAGAUGAGAACACAAAGCUCAAAGACGUUGAGAAGUUCUACAGCUUCUGGUACGGUUUCAAGAGUUUGAGAGAGUUUCCUGACAGAGGAAAGCAUGAUCUUGAGAAGGCAGAUUCGCGCCAGGAGCGGAGGUGGAUGGAGAGAGAGAAUGCCAAAAAAACCGCAAAGGAUAGGAAGGAGGACGACGUUCGAAUCCGGAAUCUAGUGGACAAUGCGUAUAGAAUAGACCCCAGGAUCGCGAAAAGAGAAGAGGAAGAAGAGGCCAAGAAGCAGCGGAAGAAAGAAGCGAAGGUUAUGGCUGAGAAGAAGCGGGAAGAGGAAGCCGCCGAGAAAGAGAAGAUGAGGAAAGAAGAAGCAAAAGAAUCCGCCGAAAAACUAAAGAAAGAGAAGGAGAAAGAGAGGAAACUCUUACUCAAAGAGCGUAACCGUCUUAGAACUCUCUCAGCUCAUGUCCUGGCUCAGCGUCUCCUCUCCAAGGAAGAUGUAGAGAAUCUAUGCAUGUCACUAAACAUCCAGCAGCUGCAGAGUCUAUGUGAUACGAUGGGAAACAAACAAGGGGUAGAAUUGGCAAAUGUGAUCAAAGAUCACGAAGCCAACUCUAAAGAGAAAGAAAAUGAGAAAGCCAACUCUAAAGAGAAAGAAUGUGAGAAAGCCAACGGUGGUGACGACGCAGAGCCUACUAAAUUAGAUAACACUCAGAAGAAAGAAAAUGAGAAAGCGGACGGUGACGCAGAGCCUACUAAAUUAGAUAACACUCGGAAGAAGCAACCAUGGAGCAAAGAAGAGAUUGAUAAGCUGAGAAAAGGAAUAAUAAAAUACCCAAAGGGGAUAUCUAGGAGAUGGGAGGUUAUAUCAGAUUACAUUGGUACAGGAAGAACCGUGGAGGAGGUUCUUAAAGCAACUAAGACCGUUCUUCUCCAGAAACCAGAUUCUGCCAAGGCGUUUGACACAUUCCUGGAGAAAAGGAAACCUACAGUUUCAAUCGCGUCACCUCUCUCCACAAGAGAGGAGGAGCUUGGAGAAUCUCUACCAAUGGCAAACAAUGGUGAAGCAAGUGGGAGUUCAGACGCAGAUGGUUGGUCGAGCGUGCAAGAAAGAGCUUUGGUUCAAGCUUUGAAGACGUUUACUAAAGAGACGAGCCAAAGAUGGGAGAGAGUAGCUGCGGCUGUUCCUGGUAAAACGAUGGUUCAAUGCAAGAAGAAGUUUGCUGAGCUUAAGGAACUCAUCAGAAGCAAGAAAGCUGGAGUCUAAAGGGGAAAAAAAAAUUGGAGAAUUUUGGGUUUUAAUAUUUUCGAGUUCUUUAUGUAUUGAGUCACUAGCAUAUAUCAUAUAUGUUUUACCUAA
This is a messenger RNA of Brassica napus (rape), 5670 nucleotides long. RefSeq names its product dnaJ homolog subfamily C member 2-like. The record is from RefSeq and is a predicted model, not a curated record. NCBI's taxonomy places the organism in Eukaryota, Viridiplantae, Streptophyta, Magnoliopsida, Brassicales, Brassicaceae. Gene Ontology annotation, cellular component: cytosol. Gene Ontology annotation, molecular function: Hsp70 protein binding; ribosome binding. Gene Ontology annotation, biological process: 'de novo' cotranslational protein folding; regulation of translational fidelity. The transcript has a single exon. Bases 3634 to 5577 code for a protein of 647 amino acids.